AACCAAAAAAAAAAAAAAAAGAAGAUCCAUCGUGCAAUUCAUCAAGCACCUAGAGUGCGAAGUACAUUUAACCGCGCCUUUUGAUUUUCAGAACUUUCAAUCACACAAUUUUCAACUUCUCAUCUCAUCUUCCACACACCGCACAUCACCCACCAUGUUUGGAGCUCAAUCUUCUUCUUCUCUCUUCGGAACCCCUUCUUCAACCCCAGCAUUCGGAACUCCAUCUUCUACUCCCGCAUUCGGUACCCCAGGGUUCGGAACUCCAUCUUCAUUCGGUACCCCAGGGUUCGGAACCCCAUCUUCAACCCCUGCUUUUGGAGCUUCUUCUACUCCCGCUUUCGGCAGUUCUUCCCUCUUCUCCUCACCGUUCCCUUCUCAGCAACAGCAGCAGCAACAGCAACAGCAGACUUCACUUUUUCAACAAUCGCCUUCUACUGGUUUCGGAUUUCAGAAUUCUCUUGCAACGCCGCAAACUGCUUCGUUCCCAAAUUCUCAAUUGACUACUCAAAUGGCUAAUGUAGCUCCAGUUCCAUUCUCUCUAGCCGAUCGCGAUAUUCAAGCAAUCCUUGAUUCUUAUAAGGAAGAUGCUGGAAACCCCAAGUAUGCUUUUAAGCAUUUGUUAUUCAGUGUAACAGAUCCACAAUUUAGGGUGAAACCUGCCGGUGUUUCAGAUAUCAUGUGGGCGGAAGCAAUGGGAAAGCUUGAGGGUAUGGAAAGUGCUGAUAGAGAGCGUCUGUGGCCACAACAUGUUCAGGGUUUUAAGGAUCUUUCCCAGCGCCUUAAGCUCCAAGACGAAGUCAUUGUCUCUGAUGCAGAGAGAUUAAGUGUAACCCAAAGCAAUGUUAAAAUGCUCCAAAGACAUUUUCAAGCUGAUACUCUUCCUUGGAUUCAAAGACUAAAACAGAAAGAACAGAUUCUUCAGCAACGUAUUUUAAGAGUGAUGAGAAUAGUCGAGGCGUUGGAGGGAAAAGGCUGCCGUAUCCCCUUAACAAAAGGGGAAGCUGAACUUGCUGAGAAAUUAGCCACAAUAACUAGACAGCUUAAAGGAUCUGGAGCGGAAUUAUCUAGAAGGGUACAAAAUCUACUCGGUGUAUCUCGUGUCAAGGCUAAUAGCAAUGGAUUUGGCAACUCCGUUCAUCUUCCGGGCUCAACCAAAAUUCAUGAUCAGAGUCUGGCUAACCUGCAGGAGGUUUUGCAACAGCAGAUGGAUGCCAUAGCAAGACUUGGCAGUGUUAUGAAGCGAGAUGCACGGGAUUUGGAGAUUAUGAUGGCUGAGGACACAGGAACGCCAGAAAAUGGACAUUUAAUGUAAACUUGUUUAAGAAAUUCUGUAAUAUUCUUACUUCAUAUUUGCCUUUGUAUCAUGAUUUGGUAAUAUAGUGAGCACAAUAGUUUUUAGGGAUACUUUUUGCCUAAUUGGCGGAGUAGUUUAACUUCAUAUUGUGAUGAAAUAUUUUGGCUAUUUGAAACUUCGUCGACAUUGUUGAAGGUUCGACUUGGUUA
Messenger RNA from Trifolium pratense (red clover), 1503 nucleotides. Its product is annotated as nuclear pore complex protein NUP54. Gene Ontology annotation, molecular function: structural constituent of nuclear pore. Bases 155 to 1312 code for a protein of 385 amino acids. Gene Ontology annotation, biological process: nuclear pore organization; protein localization to nuclear inner membrane; NLS-bearing protein import into nucleus. The record is from RefSeq and is a predicted model, not a curated record. The transcript has 9 exons. Gene Ontology annotation, cellular component: nuclear pore central transport channel; nuclear pore. Lineage: Eukaryota; Viridiplantae; Streptophyta; Magnoliopsida; Fabales; Fabaceae.